Fusarium poae is the source of this 1341-nucleotide messenger RNA. RefSeq lists its product as uncharacterized. The record is from RefSeq and is a predicted model, not a curated record. Lineage: Eukaryota; Fungi; Ascomycota; Sordariomycetes; Hypocreales; Nectriaceae. The transcript is spliced from 4 exons. Gene Ontology annotation, cellular component: fungal-type cell wall. Bases 1 to 1341 code for a protein of 446 amino acids.
AUGAAGCUUUCCAACGUUUCCCUUUUGGCGUAUACUGGCCUUGCCUCGGCCCUAACGCAACAAUGCACUGGCAAUGCCGUCAACGAGGGCGGCAACUGGUUCUGUGGUGUCAUUGAGGAGAUCCUUUACCAAGGAUUCUCUGGCAAGGGUAGCUAUCAAGCUGUGAGCAAGAUGGGUGGUGAUGGAUCUUGCCAGAGAGAGUCCGUCUCCUACGAUGGUGCUCUUGGACCCCUUAGCGAGGAUCUCUCUGUUCACAUUCGUGGCCCUUUCAAGCUCAAAGAAUUCGCCGUUUAUAACCUCGGUUCGAGCAAGAAGAAGCGUGACACCGAGACGGCGCCCUCUCCCCAUGUCCACGGCCAUCGCCAUCUCCACGAACAGCGUAAGAAGAAGCGUGGAGACUGGGUCACUGCUACCAUUGAUGGAAAGGUAGUGUCCUGGGAGAACAACUGGUUCGGCGGCUCUGCUACUCAGGCUGCCCCCGCUGUUGCUGGUGCUCCUUCAAACAAGCCCGCCUCAAAGUCCGAGGAGGCGAAGAAGUCUCCAAAGGCUGGUUCGCAAUCCGACAAGAAUACCAAAAAGGUUGAUAACUCAAAGACAAACUCGUACUCUGGUUCCUCUGGAGGAAACUGGAAGCGUACCUCUUACUACAACGCUCAGCAACGAGUUGCUGACAAUGUCAUGUUCUUGGGUAACUAUGGUGGCGAGGGUUCUGGUGUCUUUGACAACACCUGGGGUAACUCCCUCUCUUAUCUCAAUGCCAAGGGAACCGGUGGCUCUUCUUCUCCCAAGGUCCUGAAGCAUAUUUAUAUCCCUUCCAACAAGGAAUUCUCCAUCUGGAGUGCUGAGAAGUGCGACGAGAGCUGUGGCUACUCCCGUGCUCAAGAUGUCGCAUAUAAGGGAUUCUCCGGUUCCAACAAGAUCUUUCUCUUCCAGUUCAAGAUGCCUUUUGACGGCAACACCGGUUUCAACGGCGACAUGCCCGCUCUCUGGGCCCUCAACGGUCGUAUCCCCCGCACCGGCCAGUACAGCGAGUGCAGCUGCUGGAAGACCGGCUGUGGUGAGGUUGACAUCUACGAAGUCCUCGCUUCAGGUGAUGACAAGUGCAAGAGCACUUUCCACAUGAACAAUGGUGCUGGAAGCUCCGACUAUUUCAAGCGUCCUGCCGACAAGUACAUCAAGAUCGCCGUUGUCUUUUGCGAGCGAACCUCGAGCGUUGCUAUCAAAAAGCUGCCCGAUAACUUUGACUUUGGCUCGUCGUUGAGUGAUGAGACUGUUCAGUCUUGGGUCAAGGAGAUGUCUUCUCCCAAGAAGGGCAGCAGCUUGUUCCAACUUGUGGCCUAG